AUGAUCCGGUUCGUCCUGCUGCAGAACCGAGCGGGCAAGACGCGCCUCGCCAAGUACUACAUCCCUCUCGAGGACGAUGAGAAGCACAAGCUGGAGUAUGAGGUGCACCGGCUUGUGGUGGGCCGAAAUCCCACGCAGUCCACAAACUUCGCAGAAUUUCGAACGCACAAGGUGAUUUAUCGGAAAUACGCUGGACUCUUCUUCUCGAUGUGCUGCGACGUGACGGACAACGAGUUCGCCCUCUUGGAAGCAAUCCACCUGUUCGUGGAAGUGCUCGAUCACUACUUCCAAAGCGUCUGCGAGCUGGAUCUCGUCUUCAAUUUCCACAAGGUGUACCUCAUUCUUGAUGAGUUCGUGCUGGCUGGUGAGCUGCAGGAAACCAGCAAGAAAGUGAUCCUGGAAAGGUUACGAGAACUGGACAGAAUAGAGACUUGA
This is a messenger RNA of Ostreobium quekettii, 435 nucleotides long. The record is from the annotation of a GenBank genome assembly. Lineage: Eukaryota; Viridiplantae; Chlorophyta; Ulvophyceae; Bryopsidales; Ostreobiaceae.